Molecule: messenger RNA, 2004 nt
Organism: Brugia malayi
Lineage: Eukaryota; Metazoa; Nematoda; Chromadorea; Rhabditida; Onchocercidae
Gene: Bma-sphk-1
Product: Zinc finger, C2H2 type family protein
Exons: 11
Coding region: 1-2004 (667 amino acids)
Biological process (GO): regulation of transcription by RNA polymerase II
Cellular component (GO): PcG protein complex; transcription regulator complex
Molecular function (GO): RNA polymerase II cis-regulatory region sequence-specific DNA binding; kinase activity; DNA-binding transcription factor activity, RNA polymerase II-specific
Source: RefSeq, a predicted model, not a curated record
AUGCUGAUAAAUUCAUUGCCACAAAAAUUACAGCAGCAAGAGCACGUAUCACAUCUAAUCACCUGUGUUAUAAGGCCACGUCGCCAUAUAUUGGUUAUUGUUAAUCCUUUCAGUGGCCAGAAACGUGGAUUGAAAUUAUGGGAAACACAUGUUGAACCAAUUUUAAAAAUUGCCAACAUUGAUUAUGAUAUUGUUAAAACAAUUCAUCGGAAGCAUGCAGUUGAAAUAGCAAAAAAUCUUAUACUCGAUAAUUAUGACGCUGUAGCUGCUAUUAGUGGUGAUGGAUUGAUACUGGAAGUAAUAUCAGGUUUGCUAAUGCGACAGGAUCGUGAACGGGCACUAAAGAUGCCAUUAGCUCAUAUACCUGGUGGUACAAGUAAUGGACUUGCAGCCAGCAUAUGUUUCCAGUGCAAUGAACCAUUCUCACCACGUGGAAUUUUUUGUACCGAAAUGGCCAUAAUGUUAGCACGGCCACGUUAUCUUCCGUUACGUAUUAAUCAUGUGCAGACAGAACAUGAUGGUAGCAAAGCGAUGUUCAUGUCGCUUACGUGGGGUCUUAUUGCUGAUAUUGAUAUCGGAAGUGAACGUUUUCGUUGGGCAGGUAUGGCACGACUGCAUAUGGAAGCCUUUCUGCGAGUAGCAAAAUUACCGCAUGUUGCUCGCUACAAAGGCAGGAUUUCAUAUUUGCCAGUUCUUGGCAAUGUUUUGCAAUGCCCGGCAAAAUUAUGGAAUGAUUUAGAAAACUAUACCAAAGGUCAUUUUGAAUAUCGACCCGUUGAGAAUUUCAUAGAUCAUGAAGGCAGUGAAGCAGGUGGUAGCAUCAGUAAUAGCUUCUCGGAUAUUUUUAGAAGCGAUAAUCUUAUCCAAAUGCCUCCGCUUUGUGAACCGGUUGGAUCUGAUUGGAAUAUGCUAGAAGGUUACUUCGUUUACGUUUGUUUGACAAGCCUUUCUCAUUUGGGAAGUGAUGUGCCUUAUCUUCCAUGUGCUCGUUUGGAUGAUGACUUCCUAUAUUUAACAUAUGUCGAUUGGAGCAAUGUUAAAUCACGAUUUGAUUUUGCCAAAAUGAUGCUUGGAAUAAACGACUGCUCACAUUUGACUUAUUCUUUUUUGCAGAUAGUUCCAGUCCGAGCUUGUCGUGUAGAGCCAUUAGGCAAUUCUGGCGGUUACAUAGCCAUAGAUGGCGAACCGAUAACUUCUGGUUCAGCAUUUCAAGUGAUGCCAACCCGACAUUGUGCAACAGCAGCACAAACGGACCAAACAGAACCCCUGGAUUUAUCAAUAUCAAAAGUGAAAGAGGUGGGGAGUAAAUCGCAAAGCUUCUCAGUGGAGGGAGUGAGUGAUGAAGGAAUUAAACCGCUGUUACGGCUCGUUCCAAUCGAAACACUGAUGGAAGUAGCGGAACUAUCAAAGCAAAGAGAAUGCCUAAGAAAGAAACGGCUCUGUAAUGUAUGUCAGAAGGAAGUAGUAAAUAUGAAAGUACAUAUGAUAACUCAUACCGGUGAGAAGCCGUAUAGUUGUUCGAUAUGCAAAAAGAAUUUCAUCCAGUUCAUUGAUAUGAAAAGGCAUAGGGUGACUCAUACCGGUGAGAAGCCGUAUAGUUGUUCGAUAUGCAAAAAGAAUUUCACUCAGUGCGGUUACAUGAAAAUACAUAUGUUAACACAUACCGGUGAGAAGCCGCACAGUUGUUCGAUAUGCAAAAAGAAUUUCACUCAGUGCGGUUACAUGAAAAGACAUAUGUUAACACAUACCGGUGAGAAGCCGCACAGUUGUUCGAUAUGCAAAAAGAAUUUCACUCAGUUCGGGAAUAUGAAAGAACAUAUGAUGACUCAUACCGGUGAGAAGCCGUACAGUUGUCCGAUAUGCGGAAAAUGUUCCUCACGAAAACAGGAUUUGCAGACUCACAUGGUAACUCAUGACAUGAAUAGACCUGUCUACCACUGCACUGUAUGCAGCAAGAGUUUCACGAAUAAAAUGAGCUUGAAAUCGCACAUGCUCAAGCAUUAG